GGUAACUAAUGAAUGAUGGCGAUUGGAUAUAAGAUAACGGUGGAGCCUGUCCUCUUCCUGUACAUGUUGGCUGUGUUCAUGUUAUAUCCAGCACUGCAGGAUCUUAUAUAUACAAAGGUGUGUCUCCAAGACUUUGCAAAAAGAAUAUGCCAUGAUUUGUACAAUCCAGAAAAUCGUGAGGCUCUUGAUCUUGUUCAGACAGGAUCAUCGCACUGGGUUCUAGGGUCAACCCUCAUGUUAGCUCUGCCUUCUAUUGUAACAGCUCAGUUCUUGGGCUCAUGGAGUGAUACGUAUGGCCGUAAAAUACCAAUGCUUUUGCCACCAGUUGGUGCAAUGUUUGCCAGUCUUCUCUACAUAAUCAUGAGUGUUCACCUGUAUCAGACACCUGUUAGCCUGGUCCUUCUGGCAUCAUUCUUGACGGGAUUAUGCGGAGGGUUUACGUCUUGCAUUCUUACUUGCAUGAGCUAUGUUGCGCAGGUCAGCAGUUUUCGCACAAGAACUGUCCGUGUUGGGAUCCUGGAAAGCAUGAUCUUUAUGGGAGGAACCAUUGGCCCUCUGCUUGGCGGUUGGGUGCAGGAGGCUGGCGGAAGACCUGCAACAUUCACCGUCAUUAUGGCAUGUCAUGCAGCCAUCGUCAUUUACAUCAUACUCUGUGUUCGGAAUAUUCCACCAAGGCAUCCUCCACAGGGAUACUGGGUACGUGAUGGUUGCGGCUGCCAGCACCUGCGUGAGUCAGCAAGUACUGUGAUUAGGGAGAGACAGGAGAAUCGUCGAUCAUAUAUUGUAUUGUUGUUGGCAUCAGCAACAGUAGUCAUGAUUUGCACUGCUGGUGAAUUGGACAUAUCAUACCUUUUUGUGAAGGACAAGCCAAUAGAAUGGGCCUUUGAGAAAUAUACAUGGUAUUUCUCCCUGAAAUAUGGGCUUGGAGCUGUGGCACUGCUUGGCAUUCUUCCCUUAUGCUCAAAAGUGCCAGACACAAUACUGGCACUUGUAGGCCUUGUGAGUAAAGCUUGUGGUUUGGUGGUGCUCGCCAUUGCCUGGGAGGACACAGCAGUGUUUGUGGGAGCGGCGGUGUCCAUGCUGAGCACCUGGUCCAUGCCAACCCUGAGAGCUGCCAUGUCCAAGUUGGUCGAACCAAAUGAGCAAGGGAAAUUGUUUGCAUGCGUAGCUCUGCUUGAGAAUGCUUGUACACUAGUUGCGUCUGGAGUGUUCAACAGCAUCUACCCAGCGACAAGGCAUAUCUUCCGUGGGUUUACCUUCCUGAUGGCUGCGACGUUUCUUAUUCUGCCCAUUGUCAUAAUCAGUGUUCUACACAAGGCUUUGCGACAGUUCAGUAAGUAUGAUUCAGUGGAGCUUGCAGAAGAAGCAAGGGAGGAAUUUGAGGAUGCCGACAGUGACAGGAAUGUAUCUCCUACUGCCCAAGGAGAGGACAUUUCUCCCGGCCAAGAGGAUGGCUCUGGUGUAAGGUAUGACGAAAACACUCAGGAACAGAAUUCUGGAAUGAACAACAGUGAAAUCGUCACAGUAGCUGCAGGUAGUGAAAGUGCUUGAAGUAAAGCAUGCAGACUGAAGUGGUGGGAGAUGGUAAACAUAUUAUGAAAGAAUCUUUUGCUUCAUAAGAUUAAGAUUUGAUUUGUGGCUUUGUGUUAUAACCUGUUGGUCUCCCAGCUGUUCAAACCUUUUUAUUAUGGAUGAUGUAAUUAUUAUUUGAGAAUCUGGAUACAGAUUACAAAGAACAAAAUAUAUGCCAGGCAUGAUUUUGCAAGGAGGUAUUUUUAGUUGCAUAUUGCAAUGAAAACAGGACUAUUUCUUCAUUAUUUCUCUUAUAGUAUGAAUGUAAUAUAAUGUUUGUAUAUAUAUAGGAACGUAUGUAUUAAUUUGCAAGUAUGUGAUGCCUUAAUAAGAACAAAGUUUUAAUUAUUUUUCAAGAGGAAAAGUUAUUUGCUCAUAUUUUUGACGCAGAUGAAAGAAAAUAUUGAGAUUUUGAUACUAAUAAUUUUGUGUAGAAUGGGUAUUGAGUGACAACAUAUUUCAAAGCAAUACUGGAGGCCUUUAUCAACGUUUGUAUGUGUGAUUGUCAUUGGUUAUGAACGUAGGAUUUUUGCAGAGGAGGCUAUGCCUGCAUGAGUUGCUGCCAAACUGUGCAAGAUCUGCAAUUUCCCCAAUUAGGCAUAGGUCUAGAGUUCUAGCAUACAAUUUUUCCUCAGUAUCUUUCAGUAUUAAUAAUUUUUUCUCCUUUUAAUGAGGAGGCUGAAAUGCUGUUCUUUAACUUUUUUUAUUUCUAGGGUGUGAUAGACUGUGAGGAUGUGACUUGGCACUUGGCCAAUCCGUAAGGAUCAUUUUUAAUGUGUUCAGCAUUAAUGUCAUUUUUACUGGUGGCUUUUCUUCAAGGAUACUACAAAUUUUCCAUGAAAGAAUUCCUGAAAUGGUUAAUUAUAAGGUGUGAGAAAUAUUUUGAAGCAUAGCUUUAACUAUGUAACUCCAUGCUUCUUUAUAUAAUGAAAUUUAAUACUCUGCAAUUACAGGUCCAUUAGAGAGAUUAUUGAUACUGUACUUUGUAGAGAUAGAUAUUUCUAGAGAUAGACUUAGUUCAGGUUUUUGGCUUUUGAAGCUUAUCAUGCAAGCUGUAUAGUCUGUGUCAUAUACUCCAUCAAAAAGAUAUUCUGGGACAAGAAUUCUCAAAAGGAUGUUGAAUGUUAGGUACCAAAGAUUAUUCUAUUUUUCAAAUUUGGUUCCAGUGCUCCACUAUUCGGGUGGAGUAAGGCCAUUUUUCAACUGACUAUCAUUCACAAACACGCACCCAUCACA
This is a messenger RNA of Penaeus vannamei (Pacific white shrimp), 2808 nucleotides long. The record is from RefSeq and is a predicted model, not a curated record. Lineage: Eukaryota; Metazoa; Arthropoda; Malacostraca; Decapoda; Penaeidae.